Molecule: messenger RNA, 2475 nt
Organism: Cyprinodon tularosa
Lineage: Eukaryota; Metazoa; Chordata; Actinopteri; Cyprinodontiformes; Cyprinodontidae
Product: protein eva-1 homolog C
Exons: 8
Coding region: 46-1296 (416 amino acids)
Molecular function (GO): carbohydrate binding
Source: RefSeq, a predicted model, not a curated record
UCAAAUCCCAGUGCUCUGUUGCUGAACACUAACAAUUGCAGAAACAUGGAGUUUCUUUAUUCUUACAUGCGUCUUUUUCUUUUUAUGGCUCUGAAGACACCCGUUGCACAUUCGGCACCUGAUUUCUCUCUGUAUCUCCACAGUAUUCUAAAGAACCACACGGCCCACGCUUGUGACGGAGACCUGCUCGUCAUCAAGUGUCCUGCCAGGACAUCUGUAGCUGUCCUAUCAGCCUUCUACGGAAGACGUGUUCCUUAUAAACACUUAUGUCCUGCAGCAAGCAUAAACGACACAGUGGAGGAGGACACAGAUUGCACUUCUUCAACUGCUUUAGAGAAGGUGCUAUCAGAGUGUCAAGAUGAGCGGACCUGUCACCUACCCGUCCUCGCUCAAGUGUUUGGACCAGAUCCCUGUCCUCUCACCACCAAGUACCUCUUGGUGUCCUACAAGUGCAGACCAGAAUACCAUCACACAAGACUUGUGUGUGAAAAUGAGCGUCUGAGGCUGUCCUGUAAAAAUGAGACUGUUCUGGCCAUCUACUCGGCUACGUUUGGCCACCUCCUCCACGGGAGUCCCAACUGUCCUGAGGAACCCAGAUCAAAGUCUGACAUGGAAUGUUUGUCAGCUGUGGCUCUAAGGAAGGUGUCCCGCAGAUGUCACGGAAGAGAAAACUGUUCAAUUUUUGCAGAUACUCAAACCUUUGGGGACCCCUGCUUUCCUGGCACCAGGAAACACCUGCGAGUCUCCUUCACUUGUGUGCCCAGAUAUCUGCUUGAAGACAUGGGUCGAGGGUCAACAGAUCCUUUCAUGAUCUCAGACCUCACACAUGGCGGAUGGUACACUGGCCCCACCUACUGGUCUCAAAAUGUCUUCUUAAACAACUGCCUGGAGAUCAUUGAAAAAUUAUUGGGUCUCCCAGAGAGAGUGGCUCUAUACUUUGUCUCUGGCAUCUGUGCCGGUCUGGUGUUCCUGCUCUGUCUUUUUGGGCUUCGCUCCACAUUGGUGAGAGAUGUCAAAGACCUGGUUUCUGACCUGAGCGAUCAGCUGAAAGCCUCACGCAGGCAGCGCAAAGAGCUUAUGGAUGACCUCUUUGAUGAAGAUAUCUCAGACACCUCCUCCUUCCGCCACCUCACGCAAUCCUACCGUACCACGGAAACUUUUAGCCCGUCCACCAUAACAGUAGAGCUGGUUGAGCGAGAUGUGCAGCAGACAAGGGAUCUUCCCAAUGGAGACAUCUGGCCACAGGUGGACUCCAGUCCCUAUGCCAUUCACAAGAUUAAAACUUACAGCAACUGAUUUAGGUCAGAUUGUUUGGCCUAAAGGGGAAGAAGAAUAGCAGUAACUAUAGGAAAUUUUUACUUAAUCUAAAUUCUGCUUUGCAUCAAUUAUGUUGAAGUAAAAUCCCUAUAAAUAAUAUUGUGAUUGAUGCCUUUAAAAUCUAAACUGGCCUUAUGCUCUUCAUUGAUAUUAUUAUAUGCAAAUUUUACACAAUUUUAACAGUUAUUUUAACAUUGCUUAGACUAAUAAAUGGACAAGAGGAAAUAAAUACAAUACAAUAUAUUUUGCAAGUUCUUCCACUUAGAAUUCAUGGAGGGGUCUGAAAUUGUCAGCACAAUGUAUUAGUUUUUAACUAUUUCUUUUCAUGAUACAACUGCAAAUAAGUAUUUGAACGCUGUCUAUCAGCUAGAAUUCUGACCAUCAAAGACCUGUCAGGUUGCCUUCAAAAUGUACAACUCUACUCCAUUUAUUAUCCUAAAUUAGACCAUUUGGAUGAUCCAGAGGAGUCAUGGGAGAAAGUCAUGUGGUCAGAUGAGACCAAAAUAGAAGUUUUUGGGGCAUAAUGCCACAAACCAUUUUUGGAGGAAUAAAAAUUAUGAGUACCAUACCAAGAACACCAUCCCUACAGUGAAGCAUGGGGGUGGUAGCAUCAUGCUUUGGGGGUAAUUUUCUGCACAUGGGACAGAGUGAUGGCACUGUAUGAAGGAGAGGAUGAUCGGAGCCAUGUAUUGGGAUAUUUUGGGGAACAACCUCCUUCCCUCACUUACAGCUUUGAAGAUGGGUCUAGGCUGGAAGCACACAGCCAGGAUAACCAAGGGGUGGCUCAAAGAAGCAUAUCAAGGUUCUGGAGUAGCCUAGCCAGUCUCCAGACCUAAACUCAAUAGAGAAUAUUUGGAGGGAGCUCAAACUCCGCAUUCCCCAAUGACAGUCCAGAAACCUGAUUGAAGAUCCUUGUGGAGGAGUGGGCCAAAAUUCCUCCCGUGGUGUGUGCAAACCUGGUGAAAAGCCACAGGAAACCUCAGAUGUCUGUAAUUCGAAACAAGGGCAAUUUACAUUGAUUUUCUAAGGUGUUCAAAUACAUGUUUGCUGCUGUAUCAUACAAAUAAAUAGUUAAGAAAAAUCAUAUAUUCUGAUUUUUUUUUGAGAAUAUGUCUCUCACAGUUGACAUGCACCUACAAUGACAAUUUCGGAUCCCUC